Messenger RNA from Tachyglossus aculeatus (Australian echidna), 1165 nucleotides. It is a transcript of the gene TARBP2, whose product is annotated as TARBP2 subunit of RISC loading complex. Gene Ontology annotation, molecular function: siRNA binding; double-stranded RNA binding; pre-miRNA binding. The record is from RefSeq and is a predicted model, not a curated record. NCBI's taxonomy places the organism in Eukaryota, Metazoa, Chordata, Mammalia, Monotremata, Tachyglossidae. The transcript is spliced from 8 exons. Bases 124 to 1101 code for a protein of 325 amino acids. Gene Ontology annotation, cellular component: RISC-loading complex. Gene Ontology annotation, biological process: regulation of viral transcription; regulation of siRNA processing; regulation of miRNA processing.
CCCCGCGGGCAGAGCCGGGGCCCGGCCGCAGCCCAUGUUCGGCGGCGGCGGCGGCUCGUGAGGCGGAGGCUCGGGGCUCGCGCGGCUGCAGGCACCGUGGCGCCCGCGGGGACGGAGGGGGGAAUGAGUGAGGAGGAGCAGGGCUCCGGGCUCCCCAGUUUAGAGCAAAUGCUGGCAGCCAACCCGGGCAAGACUCCGAUCAGCCUCUUGCAAGAGUAUGGGACGAGAAUAGGCAAGACCCCCGUGUACGACCUGCUCAAAGCCGAGGGCCAAGCCCACCAGCCCAAUUUCACCUUCCGCGUCACUGUCGGCGACAGCACCUGCACCGGCCAGGGCCCCAGUAAGAAAGCAGCCAAGCACAAGGCCGCCGAAGAGGCCCUCAGAUACCUGAAGCGGGGUAGCGUGCUCGAGGCGGUUCCCGAAGACAGCAGGAGGUCGCCCAUGGAGGGGAAAGCCCCAGUGUCGGCGCAGCAAUCAGAAUGUAACCCCGUCGGGGCCUUACAGGAGCUGGUAGUGCAGAAGGGCUGGCGCCUGCCCGAGUACACGGUGACCCAGGAGUCCGGCCCCGCUCACCGCAAGGAGUUCACCAUGACCUGCCGCGUCGAGCGCUUCGUGGAGAUCGGGAGCGGCACCUCGAAGAAGCUGGCCAAGCGCAACGCGGCGGCCAAGAUGCUGGUCCGCAUCCACAACGUCCCCAUGGACCUGCGGGACGGGCCCGAGGCCGAGGCCGAGGAUGACCAGUUCUCCAUGGGCACGGGGUCUCGGCUGGACGGGGGCAAGGGGAAGACGGCGGGCUGCACGUGGGACUCGCUGAGGAACUCGGCCGGGGAGAAGAUCGUGUCGCUGCGCAGUCAGCCCCUGGGCACGGCCGGGCCCGGCUCCUGCGGCCUCCUGCACGACCUGUCCGAGGAGCAGGCCUUCAACGUCAGCUACCUGGACAUCGACCAGCUGAGCCUGAGCGGGCUGUGCCAGUGCCUGGUGGAGCUGACGACGCAGCCCACCACAGUGUGCCACGGCUCGGCGCCCACGCGGGACGCCGCCCGGGCCGAGGCCGCCCGCCACGCCCUGCAGUACCUCAAGAUUAUGGCCGGGGGCAAGUGAAAACUCCCCCCCGACCCCAUCCUCCCCUGCCCCCUCUACCCCCCAAUAAACGUCCGGUUUGUAA